AUGUCUCUAUUUGAUACGAUUGGUUAUCAUGCAUUUGAAGUAUUGGAUGAUCUUGGCUAUGGUGCUUCAUCAUUUGGAAAUCAGCAUAUGGCUACACCUUUAGGUAAAGCUAUUAUUGAUAAAGUUACUGGAAUGAUGUCAUUUCCAAUGGCUAUAGUUUCAUUGUCACAACCUAUGACUUCUGCUAUUGGUACACGUCAACAUCAGGAAACAUAG
Molecule: messenger RNA, 216 nt
Organism: Rotaria socialis
Lineage: Eukaryota; Metazoa; Rotifera; Eurotatoria; Philodinida; Philodinidae
Source: the annotation of a GenBank genome assembly